UUCUUGUGCUGUGUGGAACAUGGCCGCCUGUGUGCUCGGUGUAACACCGGUACAUACUCAGCUGACCACGGAGCCCUGCUGCAGGCAGAGCGCGUCCUGCCGCCAUGCUGCUCACCCAGCUCCCGGAGGAUGUGCUCUACCACAUCUUGUCUCAUUUGGAUCACAGAUCUCUCAGUCGACUUUGUCAAGUUUGUAAAAGUAUGCAUGGUUUUGUAAACAGGGACGCUGUCUGGAGGAAGAUUGCACAGGGCUGUUUAAACAGCGGGAUCACCCGGAACGGGACGGACAUAUAUCCUAAUAUCCCGCUGAAGGAGAGAGUGAGGACAGCUCAGAACUGGUACAAGGGAGUUUGCAAAAGGUGGAUUCUUCUCAGAUGGAAAACAAAGCUGUUGCCAUGGCUACAGUUAGAUGAAGAUGUGCUGUACUUGUCUCAGGCUGCUAAAAUUGGAGCAUACCCUCUGCACCAUGACUCCAGGAGACUCCAGCGAAACCCAGUGGAAAUCUUUUCGGGCCACAAGGGCGAUGUCUGUCGCUUUGUCCUCACAGACUCUCACUUGAUCAGUGGCGGAAGGUAGCUCUUACACCAUAUGGCCUCUUUAAGGCUUUAUUUGACAAAGACCACUUGGAUUAGCCAUUGUGUAAUUAUUUGGUGAAAAUGUAACCAGUUUUAACUUGAACUACUUCUUAAGCCCAGACAUUUUCUUCUGUAAUGUAAUCUGUAUUGGUGCUUAUGGCAAACAUUUUUUAGACUGUAAAACGCCAAGACGAUGGCUUUGGCUAUGCAUAAAACAUGGACAAAACACACAAAAAAAAUCAUCCAUUCAUCCACUCUCUCCAGUUUACCCAAGUUGCAGCAGCAACAGAUUCAGGAGGUUAACCCACACAUUCCUGUCCCAAGCUAAACUCUUCUGCUCACUCUCCCGAUUGGUAAUAGAGAGCUUUGCCUUUUGGCUCAGCUUUCUUUAUAUAGAUGAUCCCGAGAAACGACCGCUUCACUCCAGAUGAAGCCCCAGUCUGUCUGUCUGUCCAUCUCCCGUUUCCAUCUGGCCAUCAUUUGGGAACAAGACACCAAGAUACUUAAACUCCUGAGUAACUUGUUUCACAGCAUUUUUUGGCGUUCUGGCAGUUUUAAUUGGGGGAGUGGCAGUUAUUUUUUAUUUUUGUUAUUGCAAGGACAGCUUCAUCCUGUGAGUUACCACCAUGUCUUCUAAAGAGGAUACUGAAAAGCUGGCGAUAGUUGAACUGAGGGAUCUGAGAACCAUGGAAAGUCCCUCAACACCAGGAGGAACCUAUGGACCAACCAAGAGAGACAACCCCGUAGUGUACAGUAUGUUCAGCUUGGCAGGAAGCUGCCAACCUUUUCUGGGAGGUUGGACAAUUGAGAUUCAUUUGAGCAAUCCAAUCUUCCAAUGUCAUAGACAGGCUCACCUUGGCUUUCCUUCCUCUAGUUGAUGAACUGUUGCAAGAGAAAAGGCAGAGAGCUCAGAAAAAAAUGAGUGCAUCCUAUCAAUCCACAGCAUCAACAACAAGGUGACUUCUACCUUCUUGUGGACGAACUGAGACUCGGCUAUUAUUUUGGGAUACUUUCGGAAGUGAACUUUGAGACAGGAUGUUGUU
Messenger RNA from Fundulus heteroclitus (mummichog), 1617 nucleotides. RefSeq names its product F-box/WD repeat-containing protein 4-like. Lineage: Eukaryota; Metazoa; Chordata; Actinopteri; Cyprinodontiformes; Fundulidae. Gene Ontology annotation, cellular component: SCF ubiquitin ligase complex. Gene Ontology annotation, biological process: SCF-dependent proteasomal ubiquitin-dependent protein catabolic process. Gene Ontology annotation, molecular function: protein binding. The coding region runs from base 105 to 575 and encodes 156 amino acids. The transcript has 3 exons. The record is from RefSeq and is a predicted model, not a curated record.